Messenger RNA from Thunnus maccoyii (southern bluefin tuna), 5689 nucleotides. RefSeq names its product ras and Rab interactor 2-like. Gene Ontology annotation, biological process: signal transduction; vesicle-mediated transport. NCBI's taxonomy places the organism in Eukaryota, Metazoa, Chordata, Actinopteri, Scombriformes, Scombridae. Gene Ontology annotation, molecular function: guanyl-nucleotide exchange factor activity; small GTPase binding. The record is from RefSeq and is a predicted model, not a curated record. Gene Ontology annotation, cellular component: cytosol; endocytic vesicle. Bases 294 to 3284 code for a protein of 996 amino acids. The transcript is spliced from 13 exons.
UCAGUUCCCUCUUUCGUACCCGGUGUGUUUGUUCCUACCCGCCAGUAAACCAUGUAAGCGAUGGAGUUCGGGGGCAUUGAGAUCUGUCGGUGUCACCCGAAAACUAAACACAGCAGCGCAGCAACAGCAGCAGCAGCUCUGAGUUCCUCACAUGGAGUUUAACCAGAGGAAAGCAUCGACUCUGUGGAGCUGAAGAAACGUCUCAAAGAGCUCUGGCCUAUGCAAGUGCUGUCCCAGACAUAGACACACACCCAGACGUAAGAGGCACCCAGUCCUGUCAACAGGAAGACGAAAUGGCCUCCAGCAUGCCACCCGGGAAUCCCCAAAUCAGCCUCACGGACAGGAGUGGUAGCUUCUUCAAGCUGAUUGACACAUUUGCAUCAGAGAUCGGGGAGUUGAAGAAAGAGAUGGUCCAGACUUCUCCAACAGUGGACAAAGAGCCCAUGGACAUACAAGGGCUAGAGAGUGAGGUGUGUGGCGUUUACUUACAGUCUCCCCACUGUGGCGGGGUGGGGGGUGAAAGGGACUCCGGGUACGACUCCUUGCGGAGGAGGAUGAGCGUGUUGGACAGGCUGACUCAAACCCACCCGGUGUGGCUGCUGCUGUCGGUCAGUGAAGAAGAGGCCAGACGCGUUCUGCUCAAACAGCCACCAGGGGUUUUCCUGGUCAGGAAGUCAGUUGCCCUGCAGAGAAAGGUCCUCUCUGUGCGUCUGAAAGAGGAUCAUUCAGGAACUCCCAUCAGCCACUUCCCUGUCAGAGAGAGCCAGUACACCUUUUCUCUCGAUGGCUCUGGGAUCAGCUUUGCAGAUCUGUUUCGCCUGGUGGCUUUCUACUGUAUUAGCAGGGAUGUCCUGCCUUUCACACUCAAACUCCCAGAGGCCAUUGCAUCUGCCAAAACUCAGAAAGAACUGGAGGAGGUGGCUCAGCUUGGAGCAGGCUUCUGGGACUCUGCACUGUGCAGUCAACGUCGCACCUCCCCCCGUCCCUGUCGCCCUUUGAGCCGUACCCUCAGCCCCCAGCGAACUAACAGGAACAGGGAGGUCGAGGGGUCACUGGAGAGACACACUGGGGCUCACUGUGACAGUGCGCCCCCGACCCUACGGUCCCACGCUCCUCCACCUUCCUUUCAUCUUGAGAGAAGACAUUCCAGUGGUCCUCUCUGCUUCGUCAACCCUCUGUUUCUCCAGACUCAUCACCACCACCACCACUGUGAGGAAGAUUCAUCUUCACAUGCUGUCAAAUCUGAUGACAACCUAGAGAAUGCAGAGAAAGCGUCCGUGAAGCUGGCAAGCAACAACCAAGAGAGCGACCAGCACUCGGACAAGAUCAAAGUGAACAGCAAAUCCUGCUCCCCUCCUCCUCGUCCCCCUCCUCCCCGCUCAAUGCCACGCCGGCGCCCUGCUCCACCUCCACCUGGACCUCCAGCACCUAGCACCAGACCCAAGAGCAUGCCAGAGACCGUUGCUGUGGCUCCAAGGAAACAACAGUCCCCCAGCAGGCGUCCAGCACCUGCUCGACCACCAAUGGGUGCCAAGCAAAGCAGCCCAUCCAAAACUACCAGCUCACCAAUCCCUGUGCCUUCAAACCCACCACCUCCAAGACCUAAAAAACCUGAUCUGGAAGCCCACCGCUGCCACAUUGCCCUGGACGAUGAGACAAUCGCCAAGGCCUUGUCUCGUGCCAGGCUUCCACCCUGCCAGCCUCCUCCUUCUGUUCCUGCUGAUGUACUACUGGAGAAUAACGCGGGUUUGUCCAUCCCAAGUGAGAGGAGACGCCAGCGGCUCAGUGACAUGAGCAUGUCUACUUCUUCCUCUGACUCAUUGGAAUAUUCACAGUCUCCUGGAUUCUCCCUGGGCUUGGCUCCCAGCCCGCCACGACACCUUAAUCAUCAAGACCCAGUGGAGGAUAGCACUGAAGAUGAUGAGGAUGGAGAAGAAGAAGAGGAGGAGGACUAUGGGGUCGGCCUGGAGGCAGACUUAGAAAUGCGCCUCCGUCCGUCCUUCAAAGCGCGGAGGCGAAGGGUUGGCGUGAGUCUGAGUGGAGGAUCCUUUAUUCUCCCCAGGGCCUUGAAAGGACGCUUCCGCAAGGUGAGCGGUAUGCUCAGUUCCCUCAUGACCCCUGAGAGACGGGCGGUGAAAAGGAUCGCUGAGCUGUCCAGGGAUAAAAGCUCAUAUUUUGGCUCCCUGGUCCAGGACUACAUCAGCUUUGUUCAGGAGAACCGGGGCUGUCACACAUCAGGGAUGGAUUUUCUGCAAACUCUCAGGCAGUUUAUGACACAGAUGAAGGCUUACCUGCGCCAGAGCUCUGAGCUGGACCCUCCUAUAGAGUCACUCAUACCUGAAGAUCAGAUCGACCAGGUGCUAGAGAAGGCCAUGCACAAGUGUGUUCUGAAGCCUCUGAGGAGCGUGAUCGAGGUGGCUUUACAUGACUUCCAGGUGAACAGCGGAGCUUGGCAGCAGCUGAGGGAAAAUCUGGCCCUGGCUAAGACCAAGAGGCCUCAGGAGCUGGGGGUGGAUGGGGCCGUGCCCCCUGACCCCGUGGCUAUUGAGAAAAUCCGCCACAAGUUCCUAAACAUGAGGAAGAUGUACUCCCCUGAGAAAAAGGUGUCACUGCUGCUGCGUGUGUGCAAACUCAUCUACACCAUCAUGCAGGAUAACUCAGGGAGGAUGUACGGUGCAGAUGACUUCCUACCCAUGCUGACCUAUGUAGUGGCUCAGUGCGACAUGCCUCAGCUGGACACAGAUAUCCAGUACAUGAUGGAGCUGCUGGACCCAUCUCUGCUUCAAGGAGAGGGUGGCUACUACCUGACCAGCGCCUACGGAGCCAUGGCCCUCAUCAAGAACUUCCAGGAGGAGCAGGCAGCCAGAGUGCUGAGCUCUGAGGCCAGGAACACUCUGCAUCAGUGGCACCGCCGACGCACCGCCCAGCGUUCAGUGCCAUCAGUGGACGACUUUCAGAACUAUCUCCGUGUAGCCCUGCAAGAAAUGGACACAGGCUGUACGGCCAAAACGUUGAUCGUCCACCCUUACACCACCACAGAAGAGGUCUGCUCACUCUGUGCUUUCAAAUUCAAGAUUCCCGACCCUGAGAACUACGCACUGUUUCUGGUCACCGAGGACACCAGCCAGCAGCUCGCCCCGGAUACACACCCUCAACGAAUCAAAUCCGAGCUGCACAGCCGGCCUCGUGCACAGAUCUUCCAUUUUGUCUACAGGAGGGUGCCUAACCUUAACCUCUGUAUCCCUGCCGUCAUACACAACGGAAACUGCCUUCAAGUCGAGUAGUGGGGGAGAAUGAACCAGCUUGCUGCACUUGAUCCUAAAUAAUAGUUGUGCCUUAUGGUAUUCACGUGGUGCUUGUAGAUGUUUGUUUUGUAGACAGAUUUGAAUGGAAGCAGAAACUAGGCAGACAGAUAUUAAAUAUAUAAAUAUAUAAAUAUUAAGGAGAUUUAUUUUUUAUGAGGAAUUGCCAAGUGGUAGGAUGGACUCUGGAAAGUGCUGUUUCAGUGAAGAUAUGGGUCAUAAAUGUAAAUGUUUCAAGUUUAGUUCAAGUAUCAAAACUUCAGCCAUUUAGAAUCUAUUUGGCCCAUAUCUACUGUGGUUAGGCCUUAUGGCAGGGGGGAAUGGUUAGAUUAUGUACUGUAUAGAGGCUGAUUUGCAGGAAUUUUAGUAUGUGAAGUCUUAUAUGGAGGGGAAAAGUUCUUCAGAUGGUUGGACAUGUAUACAUCCUCAAAGCAGAGGUCAUACAGUAUAAUAUUGCAUUUUAUGUAACUAACUUACUUAACUGCUGUUUACCCAGGUGCCUUCAAAAGGAAUUGAACAUACUGUAUGCUACUGAAAGCUUUCAGCUGUCAUCCAGUGAUUAGUCAGCUUUGAAAUCAAAACGACCCUGAUAAAAAAUGUCAUAUAAAAACAUGAAUUUAAUGAGUAAAAUGAACUAUUGUAAAAGUUAUGAUUGUUUUUUAUUGCUCUUAUGUAUUUUUCUGCAAUUGCUGGUCAAUUGUAGCUUGUAUUUCUGUGUAGAAAUAUUUUUAUAUUCAAAUGUUUCUUUUUUCUCUAAAGUGACAAAGAUUUGUAUUCUGAAUUAUUACAUAUUUCUGUACUGGACUCAAUACUGGACUUAGAUUUAUGCCAGUUUUUUUUCUUCUCAAAAGUCAUUUAAAGACAACACUGUUUCUAUUGUUUGUUAUGGAAAGCUCAAAGCUGACUGUGGAAAUAUAUAAAAUUCUCUCCAAACGAGGCUACUUGCUGACUCCAACAAAAUAUUAUCUUUCAGGAAAUUGUACAACUUUACUUUCAAGAGGGAGUGCCAAUUCUUCAGAUUUUGUUGCUGCACAAUACUGCCCCAACAGCAAAGAAACAACAGGAGAUUUUACUGGAUUCAUAAAAUGUGUCCACAUAUGACUAUGAAAUGCACCAUUAUUCACACAUUUGUAUACAAUACUAAAUUAAACUGAUUUGCAAAAAAAUAUGAACUGAUUUUCAGAACCUGCUGCAUAGGUCUAAAUUUAAGGUGGUAUGGUAGGGAAUAUUUGUUGAGCUUGUUUGUUGCUUUGAAACACAAAAUCCAUUAAACUAUCCCUCACAGAUCCUUGACCAAGAGUUGUAACAAAAUGAAUUGGUGUUUAUCAGUAAAAUCUGACUUAAAUUAGGAAUUGUCACAACACAGACCCUCCCAUCCCUUUGAUUACAGCCAUUUGAAACUGGCCAUAAGUACAUAUUUACAAUGAGGUAUUGUGCUUGGGUUUCUACUGGCUGAAAAACUUCCUGGAACUGAGUUAUUAAGUAUUGGACUAGCCUUUCUGCAGCCCCUGUGAUAAGUAACAAUGUAUCUGGUGACAUAAUUGCACACUUUGAAGUAAAACACCCAUGUCAUAUAUCUGUAGUGUCUAGCCUCUAAGACAGAAAUCUCUUCUUGGUUUUGAGUUUGGUCCAAGUACCAGGAAAAAUGCUUGUUUUCAUGGAGAAAGUUAUGCCAUUGUGGCUGCUUUACAUGCAUCCAUUGUGGUUCACAAGGUAGAAUAAAGUGUCAGUACAGACAGGUUAUGACUUAUGAGGUUAUGAUUUCUUCCUCUGACCACACACCACUUUUCUGUGGUAGAUUUUGGUGGCUUUAAAACUGUGGCCCCCAGGGAUGGGGUGAUGCUAUGACUGAUAUUUUUGAGGGCAACCAUGACUAUGGAUGCCUCCAUGAUGAACUGAGGGGUUUCUUGGAAAGGCCUGGGGGUCACCCUUCAUGGGAAGAAAUUCACCUUAACAUUUAUAUUUGCCUGGAGGAGGUUGACACUGUGCACUGGUAUCACAAUGGUGAAGCUUAGAUCGUGUUAAAAAUGAAGGGAACAUAUUUUACAUGUGCACUAUGUUCAUAGUGUUUGCAUGAGUUUUGUAAGUAUUGACACAUAUGCAUUUUAUUGUAUCUAUAGAGUACUGUGAUCAACAGGGUAUAUUGAAAUGUGUUAGCAGGUCUCUGUAAAGUCUUGACUCAAGCUCUUACUUAAUAAAUCCUGACCUGGAGCUGGUCAUUAGCCGGACUACAUGGUCCCUCUGUGCGGCUCAGGUUGUAGAAAAUGCACUUGCACCUUCCAAAGAAAACCUGUAAUGUGGAUUACACCACAUGUUCACAUUUAUUUUAAUGUUCAUAUAAUAUAGCCUAGUUUAGAGGCUGAAUAAAAUUUGUAACUUUAAUUGCA